UGUUUGCCGGCGACCUCAGGUGCUCGGUCAUCGUUUUGCGUCCGGACCGCCAUUAUAAGGCUGUAAAACACACGGCUAUUUAUUAUUGUGUAGUGCAACCGAAAACGCAACAUCGCGGUUAAUUAACACAUCGCUGUUCGGAUGGUUAUGGUUACGUAACAACAACAAUAAUUCGUAAUGGUGAACGAUAUUCCGUUGGAAACGUGGAACAAAACCGACGAAUCGACGUAAGUAUACAAGAGUUUUUGUUUUUCAACGAUUAGCGAUAAGCGCACUUAUCUACAAAAUAUAAACAGAUGUAUUGGUAUUUUUUUUAUUUAUUUUUUUUUUUUUUUUUUAGGGUUCUCCUCUCUUUAAACAAAAACAACGACGGGCAUUCGAAAUCGGUGUACGACGCGUACCAAGGUCGGAUUUUGAUUCUUUUCCUGGCUUUUACAUUACUGAUUUUCACGUUCGCGAUAUCCGCCGUUGAUCUUUGGUCGGAUCUUGGAUCAAAUGACGGCGAUCAACCCGUACAGGUAAUAAACCUGGAGAGUUGAACCAUAAAAUAAUUGAGCACUGAUUUUACCUUAGGAACGGUAAACAAUGCACUUAUACAUAUAUAUUGUAAUAUAAAUCUAGUCAUAUAAAUAUGUAUAUACGUAUAUAAUAUAGGCUACUUGAAAUUAAACAAUAGAUAACAACGAUUACAUAUAAUAUUACGAAUAUCAAUUCCGUUUUUUUUUACAUCAAAAUUAUCCGAAUUUAUUGUAUAUUAUACAUGAAUAUUUUUAUGUAUACACUAUACACAUGUCGUGUUUACCGGGUAAUACGUUAAAAAUUGAUUAACUGCUAUAUUUUAUUUGUGUUUUGACCGUCGAUCUGUCGUGACCUCCUGGCUCCUGAACUUAGCUGAAUACGUAGUAGUUGGACCCAUACAGUCUUAUGUACUUAUAUGUAUGAACUAUAUAUUAUUGGAUUUAUAAAUUAAUAGUAUAAUUAUUGUAAGUUUAUUAUUCGUGUAAUAAUAAAUUAUGUGUUUAAUAUAUUAAUAUUAUUGAAUCGUUAAAUGAUAAAAUGGGAUUUCUGGUAAUAAUAAAAAUGCAUUCUAUUUACAAUAUUAACAUUUUACGUGUUUGUAAAAAAAAAUUAUUCAUUCAUAAAUUAAAUUAUGGAAUUAAUUAUACCCGCACAUUCGCGCUUGUACGUGUGAUGUAAAUGUUUAGAAUAAUUAUUAUAUUUUAACUAUGAUUUAGCUAUUUUUGUCCAUUGAACAUAUUACAUUGAUUAAUACAUUAGAUAAGAACAAAUUCAUUGAAGACUUCGCCGAGAAAAAGCUAGACAAAUUGGAAUCUAAAUGUGAUUAAUGUCAUGUGCAUAUUAACAUAAUAAAUACGAUUAUGUUACUUAUGAUUAAUACUAGUAGCUUAUGUAUUAUGUAUUUAUAUUUUAAAAAGUAUUAAUUUAAAGAAGCGUUUACAAAAUUAUUAUGUAACAAAAAAAAGCACUUAUUUUGAACAUUUUUAGCUUUAAGCUAAAAUUAUAAUUUAUAAAUCGUAAGGGCACAUUUUGAAGUUUCACAUCAGGCGCAAUAUUUGGUUGCUACGGUCCUGGAGAUAUAAAGCAUUAAAGGGGAUUGAAAGCAGUGAUUUUUUUUUAAUUUGGCGUAGUUCUCUUCUGACUUGGGUAAAAAGAUCGAUCUUAUAGUGAAGCAAUGAAAAUUCUGAAUAUAAAUUUCAAUAUAUAUCGUCAAUUCUAAUACUUGAGAUCGACUUUCUCGCUUUUUGAUUUUAUUCUUGUAAAUACUAAAACAAUUUUACAAAAAAUAGUGUAUAAAUGAACAAUUGUCAUGUUUCAAUUUUUGAUCAAAUAUUUUCCAACACAUUGCGCAUUUGUGAGACAAAGGUAGAAAAUCACCGAUUUCAAUCCAUUUACCAUUAUAUUAUUUUAAACAGGUAUAAUUUUGGAUUAUAUUUUUUAAUCACUAUACCAGCAUUGCGAUACAUCAUGCAGUAAUAUAAUAAAUAUAAAAAAAAAAUCAAAAACCAGUUUGGCUUUUUUUUUUUAAUUAUAUGAGUUACUACAAUGAAGAUAACACAAAACUCACGGAUAAAAUGAGACUAAAAACGAGUUUUACGCGAUUAUAUUUAACAUAGGUCUAUAUAAUAUAAUCUACAUUUUAGAAAUAUUUGAAACUUUUUUUUUCAUUGGUAAAGUUGUUUGCGAAAUAUAUGUUUUUAACUUUAAAUUUAUUCUACGUUUUUCAAAUGCUUAAAAAAAAUUAAAUUAAGACAAAUUCUGAAAAACUCAUAAAAACGCUUCGUCGCAUAUGUAUAAUGUUCUCCUCCUCGAUAUAAAAUGAAUAUGCUUCGUAUUUAUUUUGAUUGUAAUAUUGUGUUUAUCUCUAGAUCUGGUAGUACUGGUUUUGAGUAAAUAUUAUUUCACAGUUCGAUCGUAUCGUAAAGCAUAUUAUAGAACUGGCGGGAAUAAAUACUAGUUAUUUUCUUUAUACCUAUUUGGAUAUGUUACUGUCGCGGCUCUAAUUAAUGCGAUUUUGUCAAUUUUUUUCAAACAGUCGUCACUACAUCCGAUUGCAAUCGUUGACGGUCACUUUAGUUUCGAAACCAGCGAAUAUCUCGUCCGUUGUGCACCUAUCGUCCGUUGCGACUCUGGCAACAAGUACAGAACUGCUAACGGGACUUGUAACAAUCUGAACAAUCCGAUUUGGGGUUCGUCAAACACUCCAUUUGUCAGACUUGUCAAAGCGCACUAUAGUGACGGUAAUAACAUGUAUAAUACUAUAAUAAUAAAACUGGUCUAUACGAUGAUAGUAGGAAAAUAGAUAGUAUAUUGUCGUAAUAGUAACCAUCAUGAUAAAUAUAUAUAUAUAUGUAUAUAUAUAUAUAUAUAGAGAGAGAGAGAGAGAGAGAGAGAUCUAUAAUAAUGGAUUAAUGACGUAAAUGAUCGUCAGGAUGUUUUUAAAAUAAUUUUAACUCGUUUAGAAAAAGCCGUUAUUAAAUAAAAAAUUACAACAAUAGAAAAAAAUUAACUUUCCCGUUUUUCCUAUGUUUUUUUCUGGAUUUUCCCAAUUACUGUGAAACUGUUUAGAAAAUAAAUAAAACCUCUAUAUAAAGUAUCAACUAGAUCCAAACUUCUACAAAAAAGCUCUCCUGUUGUUUCUUGAUUAGAAUACGAUUUCCGGUAGAAAAGUAGUUCAUAAACACAGACAAAUUCAUACAUCUCAUAGUAAAACCAUUUCAUAAUAAAAGUAAACUACAUGUAUAGAAUAUUUUAAACAAAUGAAAUACCGAUAUUUUUUUCAGUUAACCUUUCCCUUAAAUGAGUUUCAGAUACGCUACUAAAUGUUAUUAUCACACUAUCAUGCAUACAUGAUAGUUUGAUAGCUACUAUCUCACGAGUAGUAGUAGGCAUAAUACUAUCACAGUAUGAACACAUAUACUAUAGUCCUAUUUUACUGUCGUCACAAACUUUUCUGUGUAUCAAUUCACUCUAUACUAUAUUAUACUUAGUGGUCAAAACAAAUUUUAGUGUAAUUUAGUAUUUUUUUUAUAAGAGUUUAAAUAUUAAAUUUAAAUAAAAACCGUAAAUAUCGCGGCCUUUCAGAACAUGUAUAACCGAACUUCGCUCCAAAUCGUUUUUCGUUAAUAAUUAUUUAUCAGCGCUUAGAGAUAUAAAUCUUUAUAUAAACAACUUUAUGUAUCCUAACUUCCAAACUUCCCACCUAAAACAAUAGCACACCCAUCCCCAGUAUCAGUUUUUUUUUAUCAUUGCAGAGUUGAAUAACUUGCAAAUAAAAUGCACAAUUUGCUUUUAUUAGUCUAUAUUGUUAUAGUGUGACCAACAUUCUAUACAAUUUUUUGAAAAUAAAACAAAUAAUUGUGUUAAUAACAAAACACGUUUAAAACAGUUGUAUGUAACUAAAUGUACUGUUUUAUAAUGAUGUGUGUUAUUUUUAUUUUUUUUACUAUCUGUAAUAAUCUUUUCUACCAGGAAUUUUGACCUAAUAAAAAAAAGGCGAUAAUUUUUUCGUUGCAUUUUGGAUUUAGUGCUAAAUGCUUCGUUAAUUCAUAAAUAAUUAAAUACUAAAUAAUAAAUAGUUAAAUUAUAAAAAUAACUGAAUAUUAAAACACAUGUUAAGUUAAACUUCGCUCAGAAUAAUUUUUUUUUAAUAAUGAUUUAUCAUUUCGUACAGGUAUAAAUUAAAUAACUUUAUUCUACCAUCCGAAUUCUUUACCUACAACCCUCCGUCUACUUCACACCCAGUAUCAGCUCUUUUAAGGUUCUUAGUUGUAACAAGAAAUAUAUUGGUUUUUAUAUAUAUAUUUUACUAUAAUGUAUGCAAUUCCUUUUUCUGUUUGUAAACUACUCUUCUACUAGAAUUAUUGCUUGAAUCAAAAACUUUUUUAUUGUUGAUCUAGUUGGUACAUUGAUAACAUCAUUUUUCGAUUUUCCUUGUACUUUUCUUAACAAAUAAGAAAAACUGGUAAUUUUUCGUAUAAUUUGUAUUAAUUUCUAGGUUACCUUGACACAAGGGGAAAAUGCGUUAAUAAUACUUUGCUCAAAUCUUUUUUUCGUUUAUGAGGGUUCAUAAUCAUCUAUACAAACAGAAAUUAAAUUACUCAUAUAUUUUACCUUCUCUUCUAAAGCAGUUGGGGACACACCCAUCACUAGAAUCAGCCUUCUUAUAUUUAAUAUAAUCUCAUAUUUAAAUUAAUAAUGGUAAUAAUAUUAUGUAUAUAAUUAUAACAAUAAUUUAUAUUUAAAAAAAUAAAUAUUAACAAUAAUGUUAUGAGUAUUAUAUAUCUCUUUGCAAACUAAAUCAACAUAAAUAAUUGUAUUGGUACUAUUAAUUGUAGGGAUAUACACUAUACAGGCAUCCAAAAUGCAGUUAUACACCCACAAUGUUCCCACAAUAAAUGAUUUGAAACGUCUUAAGCCCUACAUUUCACAAGAUUCUGUUUCCAGAUUUUGAAGAACAAUUUACGAGUGACCAACUCACUAGUAACUUAAACAAUAAAUUUUAAUAUUAAAUAAAUAACUUAAUAAUUUAAUUUCCAAAUUGCUUAAAAGAAUAAAAAAAUUUUUCAUUGCAAAAACAAAACCUACUUCUAAAACCAUCACUGUGUUUAAAAUGGUUAAGUGCAAAAAAGGAACAUAUCCAACAAUUAAAAAUGGGUCUCAUUAUGCAUUCAUAUUAAUUUUAGGAAAAUAUUAAGAUGAAUAAUUUUUGAAAAGGUGAAUAACGCUAUUUGUUCAUUUACGUCUAGCUCCUUUUAAAUCUUGCAUAGACAGUUUUAUCUACCUUCUAUAAAAUUUGGUUUUAGGAACAUAUCUUCUUUUUUCAAUUAGUGAUUCAUAUAUUCUCUCACAAGGCUCAAAACUUUUUUAUAACUUAACGUUUUAAAACUAAGGGAGUAUAAAUAAUAAGUGAUAAGGGAAUAAGGGAAUCAUAAAAUAACAAAUGAUAAGGAUUCUAGCUUAACAAAAACUAGAUAAAAAAAAUUAAGUGCAACCCUCCCCCCUUAACAAACAUUUGUCUAGCUACAGUACUACUUGAUUACUAACUUUAUGGACUUGAGAUCUAAUUACAGGUUAAAAUUUAAUGUACUUUCUACGAAUAAUCAAAGUAGAAUACGAUAAUCCGAUUAAAAUUAUGUUGUAACUGUAAUAAUGGCUUUUUUUAUUUUAAUCUUUAAUUUUUAUAAGAUAAGCUUUUUUUAUAUUGUGAUAAACGGUUUAGUCUAUCAACAAAAAAAAAAACAGAGGUUUACAGAAAUUACACUAUACAAAUAAAUUUGAAAAAGUUUUCAUCGAACUUUUUUUCAAGGAAUCUCGAAAUUACGCGUAUCGUCCGAAAACAACAAACCUUUGCCGAGCGCUCGAGAAAUCCAAAUACGGUUGUUCUUAAACAAACAAUCAAAAAUACCCGACAAAAACAAUCAGCUGCUAAUGCAAUGGGGUCAGUUUAUCGCCCACGACGUCUCUAAUUUGGCGGUCGAUACAGACGGAAGAGGUAUUACUGAAUAACCAAUAUUAACAAUAAUAAUAAUAUUCGUUUUAUCGAAUAUGAUCGAACGACGCAGGCACAGUUUGACUGGAUUUAUUUCAGAUUGUUGUCUGUAUGGACCGGAUCUACCAUCAUGUGAAGCCACGAUAAAAAUACCGGUGGAUGACCCCGUAUAUUCCGAGUACAAUAAAACAUGCAUGCGAUUUACUCGGGCGAUGACAUCUAAUAACUACAGUUGUCCUUUGCAACCGUCGACAUUUGUAAGUUUGUAUUCACACGAAAUACAUUUACGUUUUUUUCUUGCUGACUGCUAUACAUAAUAUCAUUCAAGAAAAUGAACAAUUCAUAUCGAUAACUUGACUAUGUUAUUUUCGUAGAUGGACGACGCUUCGCAUUUUAUCGACGGGUCCCAAAUAUACGGUUCCAAUGACUACAUCAUGACGUCUCUGCGAUCAUUUACCGACGGUACUCUAAAAUCAGUUACAGCGGACGACGGCCAAGAGUUUUGUCCGCAUUCUUCCGAAGAGUCACCAUCGGGUGCCAAUAAAUAUUUUUACAAUUCCGGUAAAAACCACGAUAAUACAUCAUGCUUGGUCGAUUUUAAAAGUCAUUGUAUAUAUUUGUUUAUUAUAUACUGUAGGAGAUUCACGGAUAAAUAUGAAUCUCGGAUUGGCACUUUUUCAUAACAUGUUCAUGCGGUUUCACAAUUACGUGGCGUUCAAAUUGAAAUCCGCCAAUUCCACAUUGUCCGACGAAACGUUGUUCCAGGAAUCCCGGAGAAUCGUCGGCGCGGUCAUCCAACACGUUACGUACACGCAGUUUUUACCCAUCAUUUUAGGUUAGAUUUUUAAUGUAAGUCAACAUCGAAUUAACUGGAUAAUAUUUCAAAAGAUUUUAUGUACAGGCAAAAAUUACACCGAAAACAUAAUAUUGGUCGACAGUAAAUACGAUCCUUCAGUGAACCCGUCGACGUCACAAGAGUUUUCGGCCGGCGCUUUUCGCGUGCUCCACAAUAUCGUACCAGCCCAACAAAGGUGAGAUCUAUAAAAUCGUGAUAAUAUUAUAAUAUAUACUACAGGAUGAUCUAUUUAAGUGGGUACACUCAAUAUUUCGAAAAGUAAUUACAUUUUGUUUUUUUUUUGAAAAUUUAAAAAACAAUAGCUGCUCUAAAAUUUACAUUAUUUUUGUCACCCAAAUUUUUGGAGGUGAGACGACUAGCUACUUUUGGUUUUCAAAAUUAUGUAAAUAUAUAUGGAGUAUUAGUUAAAAUAAUUGUUGGUGUUGACAUUUUUGGUUUCCGUCAGUCUGUUGAUGAGAUAUUCCACUUUUAAAUUUUAACCAUCCAAAAAAUAAUACUCUACUAGUUUUCACUAGUUUCAAUAAAAAAAAAAAAAAUAUAAAAAGGUAUAUACUUUCCGAGAUAUCGAAUGUUCCAACUUAAAUAAACCACUCUGUAUAUCGUAUGAUCGUGUACUCAGAAAAGGGCAAAAUAAAUCACUAUCUUUUUCUCUUUUCAGUUUUUUAGAGGCUUAUUGCUGUACAACAAAUACUUCUCCAUCUGUCUCUAUCCUGAGCUACUUCGUUAAAAUUGUCUAUGUCUAAUUGGCUUAGUUAGUCUUUUACUUUUUUCGAUCUCUACUUCCAUCUUUCCACCAAUUUCUUCUCCCAAAGUGUCUAGUUUGGUAAAUAGUAUAUCAUUUGUAAUUGUUUUAACCCUUAUUACGUGACCCAACCAAACCAGUAGGUAUAUUCUUCGGAAUAACGAGUAUGACUACCCUAAAGUCUCUGAGUCACGUUGGGCUGUCCAUUUAUAGAAGUUAGACGUUGGACCAACCACCUAACUCGUAAAAAUAAAACGGGUUCCAACAAAAAACCAACAAUACUGCUCAUAAUUAAUAAAGUCGAUUUUGUCGCUCAUGAAAUAUGAAAUCUGUCAUUUUAGACUGGUCGAUUCGAAUUAUACUACCGUACGGGUGAUAAACGUCACGGACUGGAUGAACCGGCCGUAUCUCCUACAGGAACAAAGCUCGAAUUUCGAUAAUCUACUUAGAGGUAUGCUGUACACCGGUGGCCGCUCCAGUCAACAUUCAUACAAUUAUCUGGUAAUUAUUAUUGUUUACUCGUACAUUUCAUAAUCAAUUAUAAAACAUAUUUGUAUCACGUCUCCCUACAUAGAUUUCUAAUUUUAUGUUUCAUCCGGACAAUUCGGUGAUUGGCACGGAUCUCCUGUCGUACGACAUCCAACGGGGACGGGACACGGGUCUACCGCCUUACAACAAAAUGAGAGAACUGUGCGGACUGUCCGUCGCCUAUUCAUACGACGAUUUGGCCGACGUCAUACAAUCUGACGUCAGUUUUUUUCAUAACCAUAUUCACAUAUUAUAUGAGAUACCUAGUUAUUUUUUUUCCUAGGACAUUUAUAAAUUAGAAGAACUUUACGACUCUGUCAACGACAUUGACUUCUUGGUGGGUGCACUAUUAGAGACGCCCGAGGACGACGCUUUGGUCGGAAAAACCUCUCGGUGUGUCAUAGGAGACUUUUUCCGUAGAUCACGAACCGGUGAUCGAUUUUUCUACGACAACGACGCAGAACACCCCGGAAAGUUCUCCAAAGGUUAUUUAUCGUAGAUCUUUCUGCAAUACAAUAAUAUUAUUAACUAUGAUAAUAAAUAAAAAAAUAUAAUAUUAUGUAUUACUCGUUUUCAAUUAAUUAUAUACAUUUUUUUUUAUUUUUUUAAGAUAAACUCGAAGUAAUAAAAUCGAUUAGUCUGGAUCAUGUUAUAUGCGCUACAUCGCUCGUAGAUCACUUGCAAAAUAAUAGUUUCACCAAAAUCGAUAAUGGGUAAGAUUAUAAUAUUCAGUGGUGUCAAACCCUAUUUUUAAGUUCAACUCUUGGCCUUGAAAUUAACUAUUCUUUAAAUUAAAUAUUGAAAAUUAAGUUUAGAUCCGCUUGAUUUUAGGCUGAAAUUUAGUCGCCAAAGCAAUUGAAUACUUUAUUGCAAAAAUAAAAACUUACACUAAUUAAAAUGUUGGACAUAAAAUGUGUUUAGUUAUUGGAGUUUCUUGAAAUAUAUUUAGCUGAACUACAUUUUUAAGACUUAAACGUAACUGAUAAUAUUUACCAAUUACAUUUUUUAAUGUUGAUAUUCCCAUUAGACAUCCAAAUAUUUAUCUAGUCCAGAAAUUAUUAGGAUAAUGAAUAUAUUGUUUACUGUUUAUUUGAAAAAAAUGUGCCUGUAAUUGAGUUGACUGUGGGUUCGAUAUAACAAAAUCCUUAUUCCCUGAAAGUAAAUGUCUGUACGAAUAUUUCAUUAGCACAAAUUCUCAUUUUGCUUAAAUUGUAUAUUUUAACCCGUUAAAAAUAUUUUCACGUUAAAAUUUUGGUAUUUCAAAGCUAUUGUAUUACAUAAUAUUUAUGUUGGACGUAUUAUUUUGAAUUAGUAUUUAAUAAAGAAAACAACAUACUGUUUUAGAUGGUAUUCUUCUAUGAAAUGGGACUGCGAUGAAAAAUAUAAAAUCGAUUUCAAACCGUGGGAAGAAGAACAUUGCAGCAAUUAAGUUUUAUUAAAAUAAUAUGUUUUUUUUUUUUUUAAUGUACAUAUAAUUUAUCAACUAUUGUCUAUUUUUAAUAUUUUUUUAUAUGAUAAAUAAUAUUAUAAUAUAAUAC
Cinara cedri is the source of this 9674-nucleotide messenger RNA. Lineage: Eukaryota; Metazoa; Arthropoda; Insecta; Hemiptera; Aphididae. The record is from the annotation of a GenBank genome assembly.